Messenger RNA from Onthophagus taurus, 953 nucleotides. Its product is annotated as retina and anterior neural fold homeobox protein 2. Gene Ontology annotation, molecular function: RNA polymerase II transcription regulatory region sequence-specific DNA binding; DNA-binding transcription factor activity, RNA polymerase II-specific. NCBI's taxonomy places the organism in Eukaryota, Metazoa, Arthropoda, Insecta, Coleoptera, Scarabaeidae. Gene Ontology annotation, biological process: regulation of transcription by RNA polymerase II. The record is from RefSeq and is a predicted model, not a curated record.
CCGCCAACCACCAAAUCUGCGAACACCAGCGAUUUCCACAAUCGGAUUUAUCUUCUAAACAUCAGCAAAAAAUUAACCUAAGUAUUAAUUACCAUAAAGAUAUAUUUAUGGCGGGACCAUAUUUAUCUCCACUUCCGGGUGAUCUCCUUACGGAGUAUAUGUUUGGAAGGCGAAGGCAAAGAAGAAAUCGGACAACUUUUAGCCCCCAACAGUUGCAAGAAUUGGAAGCAUUGUUUCAAAAGACUCAUUAUCCGGAUGUCUUUUUAAGAGAAGAAGUUGCUUUGAGGAUUAGUUUAUCAGAAGCUCGGGUGCAGGUUUGGUUUCAAAAUCGAAGGGCUAAAUGGAGGAAACAAGCGCGGCUUCAAUUGCUUCAAGAUGCUUGGAGGAUGCGUUGUUUAGGUUUAAGUACUCCACCAUUAUUACUUACAGGGCGUCCAACAGCUCCUGGUUUACCAACCGAAAUCUCACCGCAAGAUAAACAUCCAGAAGCUAACUUUUCUUCGAUGCUUCAUCAUCAUAGCUCGAUUCCAGGACCACAUCCUCCGUGUCCAUGUUCACCAGAUAACAGCCACAGUCCUUCUAGUUUAAGAAAUACCCCAAGCCCAAGAUCAAUUUCACCCGGUGGACCUGACGAUUUAUCUAUUUCCAAGAAAUUACCCGAUAGUUAUUCACCAAACACACGAGUCGAUGUCAACAACUAAAAAUAAAAAAUAAAAUAAAAAAACUAAAAAGAAAUUAUUUUAGAAAUAAGGGAAUUAUAUCGAUAACAAUCUUAAAUUCAAUUAUUUGUAAUUAUUAGAAUUUAACGAAUAUUUUCUUAAAUUAUUUUUAAUUUUAGACUAGAUGAUCUUGAGAUGAUAAUGAAGCGAUUUUAGGGUGCAAUAGGAGUCGUAUUUGAGGUAGUUUAUCAAGAUCUUGUAAAUAAAUAUUGAGUUUGGAGAUAAUUUAAAAAA